GGCGCGGGCGGGGCGGGGCGCGGCGGCGCUGUCGCAGUGCGCGGCCGGAGCGGGGCCGCCGGGGCGGCGCGGCGGGGCGGGGCGGGGCAGCGGGGCAGCGCGGCGGCGGCGGCGGCGGCGGCGGCGGCGCCAUGAAGGGGAAGGAGGAGAAGGAGGGCGGCGCGGCGGGCGCGGGGCCCGGCGGCGCGGCGGGGCCGGGCGCGGGGCCGCGGGGCGGCGCGGCGGGCGCGGGGGGCGGCGGCGGCGGCGGCAGCCCCGAGAAGAGCCACAGCGCGCAGGAGCACAAGGAGCAGGGCAACCGGCUCUUCGUGGGCCGCAAGUACCCCGAGGCCGCCGCCUGCUACGGCCGCGCCAUCAACCGGAACCCCUUGGUGGCCGUGUACUACACCAACCGAGCCCUCUGCUACCUGAAGAUGCAGCAGCACGACAAGGCGCUGGCAGACUGCAAGCGGGCGCUGGAGCUGGACAGCCAGUCCGUGAAAGCUCACUUCUUCCUGGGGCAGUGCCAGAUGGAGAUGGAGAAUUACGACGAGGCCAUUGCAAACCUGCAGAGAGCCUACAACCUCGCCAAGGAGCAGCGGCUGAAUUUUGGGGACGAUAUUCCCAGUGCGCUGCGCAUUGCCAAGAAGAAGCGCUGGAACAGCAUCGAGGAGAAGCGGAUCAACCAGGAGAACGAGCUGCACUCCUACCUGACCAAGCUUAUCAUGGCAGAGAAGGAGAGGGAGCUGGCUGAAUGCCGAAAGACUCAGCAAGAAGAAAAUGCGGAUGACAGUCGGAGCCGAGCUCAGCUGGCCAACAUCGAAGCCAAACACGACAAGUACCUGGCAGACAUGGACGAGCUGUUCUCUCAAGUGGAUGAGAAGAGGAAGAAGCGGGACAUCCCAGACUACCUGUGCGGGAAGAUCAGUUUUGAGCUGAUGAGAGAGCCCUGCAUCACGCCCAGCGGGAUUACGUACGACAGGAAGGACAUAGAGGAACAUCUCCAGCGCGUGGGUCACUUUGAUCCUGUGACGCGGAGUCCUUUGACCCAGGACCAGCUCAUCCCCAACCUUGCGAUGAAGGAGGUGAUAGACGCGUUCAUAUCAGAAAAUGGCUGGGUAGAAGAUUAUUGACAGCCGAGGGGGCGAAGCUGGCCCGCCUGGAUUCCCCCUGCCGCUCCAGCUGCGGCAGCGCCGGCGCGCUCUGCUGCAGACUGCUCUCGCUGGGCUGGCACCAUGCCUUACUCACUUUCUGUCUGUCCCCCUCCGCUCUGGGUGCCCAGAGACCCAUUGGCAGUGCUGGGCUAGGGUACGCUGUCACCUCCCCUUCCCAAGGAACCGCAGCGGGCUGGACAGGCACGAAGGCUCCCUGGCUCCCUUCUCCACCGGUCCCCGAGGCAGGGUGAGCAGGAGCAAGAUGGCCUCGGCUGGGGCCCGGGCCGGGCCAAGGAGGGGAGCAUUCAGCUCGGCAAGAACGCAGUGCUUGGAGGAAGGCCUGGCCGGUGGUUCGGAGAAGGAACGGGGGCUCAUUGCGGUGGCCCAGAAGGUCUAACCAGCAUCUUCAUCGCCCAGAGAGAAGGGACCCUCCUCUGCUCCAGCAGCUGACAAUCUCCAAAGAGCGCUCCCCUGCCCUCGGCGUGAGCCCUGCUCCGGGGAGGCUGCGGCCAGAGCCCGGCUCUGUGACGGGUGAGGAGCUUGCUGGGACGAGCACGUGGCGCUCCCUGUGCUGACCUGGCCUGGUCCCCUCUCGCUGUACAUAGUUUGUUUCCUAUCCAUUCCAUCUCCUGUCUGUCCAGUAGUAUCGUGUCCUACUGUUUCCUGUAAAUAGCCACGGGCCGGGGAUGGGAGGCCAACCUGUACUCCACAGACGCUGACUUGCCUUUGGGCUUUUUCUGGGAAACCACUGCCCCUUGGCUGGCAGAGGGUGUCCUCACACUUGCCCUCGCCUGCCAGCCUGGGGACUGUAGUUGCCCAUGAACAAGCAUCCAGGUUAAAGUUCAUAUCCCUUUUAAUUAAAUCCCUUAAAAAAAAAAAAAAAAAAAAAAAAAAAAAGUCUGACUGAGGCUAAAGCAUUUCGGUUGUUGGAAGUUUCGCUGUAUGGUUGGCCUAUAGCCUGCCUGGCUUUUGAGCACUCUCUGGAAGUUUGCCAACGUCAAUAAAUAAUUCAGCAAUAAAUGUGAAAAAUAGCUUGA
This is a messenger RNA of Dromaius novaehollandiae (emu), 2170 nucleotides long. It is a transcript of the gene STUB1, whose product is annotated as STIP1 homology and U-box containing protein 1. NCBI's taxonomy places the organism in Eukaryota, Metazoa, Chordata, Aves, Casuariiformes, Dromaiidae. The transcript has 7 exons. The coding region runs from base 132 to 1112 and encodes 326 amino acids. Gene Ontology annotation, cellular component: Z disc; cytoplasm. The record is from RefSeq and is a predicted model, not a curated record. Gene Ontology annotation, molecular function: ubiquitin protein ligase activity; protein-folding chaperone binding. Gene Ontology annotation, biological process: protein quality control for misfolded or incompletely synthesized proteins; cellular response to misfolded protein; positive regulation of proteolysis.